UGAAACAAUAAGGACAAGAACCGUUAUUUUUGGAAAUUCCCGCAAAAUAUUUAUCAUUAUUUUUCUCUUUCCUUUUCAUUUGGCAUGCAUUAUUUGUAGCUUUCUUUGCUUUAGAAAGAAAACUGGCAUACUGUUUAAUGGUCAAACAUGAAAGGCAACAAUUUCCGGCUGUUUAAUGAAAGUAAAGACCGUGGAUUGGACUUUCUAAGAUUUCUGUCUACAGAAGAGAUUUCAAUUCAAAAUCAAGAGAAAGAGAAGAUAAAAAAUGUUUAUCAUUCUGGCUACAAUGCUUACAGAAAACAGAUAAAACCAAAUGAAUCUCAGAUCCCAUUUCCAGUGAUCAUUAAAGCCCUGUUUAUCAUGGGAAAGCUUCAUUUGCGAGAAAACAGAAUGUUUAUGGGAGAAGCACCUUUAGAAUAUAUCAACUCCCAUCAGAAUAGGUCUCCCAGGCAUCAAAACAGUGCAUAUCAAAAUUUACCUGCACCAAAUAUUUCAGGGAAUUCACUCAGAAGAAAUGGUAAAAACCACAAUACAAAAAUUCCAUCAGCCAGUGUCCAACAAAAAGGUACUGAAAAUCAAAACACAGAGUCAGGAGCACCUAAAAAAAGGUCUAGAAACAGGAGGUUUAGACGAAAAUUUCCUGGUCGAGUAGCAGUUGAUCAGCAUCUUCUAAUAAAUAAAGAGUCUUCAAGUGAAAGUGAUGCUGAAUCACCUGGGAGUGACACAUCACCAAACCAUAACACUAAUGCUAAUACAUUUAAAGUUUCUGAUUUUGAUCUUUACACUCGUAAAAUUGGAAAUAUCUAUGAAUGCAUUGCAUGCUUAGCAAAAUGUACAUCUAGAGAUGAAAUUGAACGUCAUCUAGAAGGAAAACGUCACAGACUUGGUGUAAUGACUUUUGAAUUGAAGAAAAGAAGAAAUGAAUUGGUUCAAGAUCAGAAAGGUAUACAGAUUAUAAGUGAUGUCCCUUGUGCAGACAGUACUUUUUGUUUGACAAUACAUGAAAAGGUUCCAAAGACUAUGGUUUUGUCCAUUAAAAACAACAGUAGUGACAGUUGUGAGUUGGUCCACUGUGAAUUGCUGAAGCGGAUCAGAGUUUUCCAGUUAGAUGAUGACCAUGGUGUUACAGAAUCACAGGCAACCAUGAAUAUACUGCCAGGUGGAACAUAUAAGAUAAGAGUGAAGACAUCUGCCAAGAAUGUUGGUACAUAUCAUGCUCCAGUUGCUUUCCACUUCAACAAAUAUGAUGACCAAGAGUUCCAUAUCAUCAAAUUUCUCUCUGCAAGAUGUGUAAAUGAUAUUACUGAGAAUAUAAAGCCAAGUCUGCCAUAUAAACGGCAGUCAAGAAGAGCAUUGCAGAGGUUGACUAAGGAAAUUGUAGCAGGCUAUCCUUUACCAAAACUUUAUGGUGACAAUCUUAAGAGAGAAAUUGAGUUAAAGUCUUACUUAAUUCCUACUUCAACCCGCCACUUAGUUAAUAAAGGAUUGAAAGACACAAAAGGGCUGACACAUGUGCAGAAAUCAGAUUUGACUGAGAUAAAAUCAGCAAUAGACAAUCCUGUAGAACUUGGUACUUAUGUGAAGAGAUUUCAGAAUUUGAUGCACUUUGAGGAGAUACAAAUGGAAUAUGAUAUAAGAAAAUAUGACCUUGAAAAUGUGCCCAUGGUUUUUUGUUCUGAUAACAAGAGACUGCUGAAACUUGAAGUUCCAGGAUUAGCAGAAAAUAGACCAUCUGUUUUAAGGGGAGACAGACUUUAUGUCAGGAUAAACAACAAUGAACACUUAAGUGACAAAGAAUACCAGGGUUAUGUUCAUGAAGUAAGACAACUAGAAGUUGUUUUGGGAUUUGAUGAUAGUUUGAUCCAGAGAUUCAUUGUGAACAUGAAGUUUAAUGUCAGGUUUGAGUUUAACAGAUUACCUAUGAGACUUCAGCACAGAGCCUGUGAACUUGCAAUUGAAGAAAGUCUGGAACAUAAAAUUCUAUUCCCUGACCGUGGGACUGUAUGUACAGAACAGACCUCUCACCCUGUUAAUGUACAGCUUAGGUAUUUUUGUAGAGCAAUAGAAGCAAAUGAGAAGCAACAGAUUGCUGUGAAACAUAUCACUUUAGGAACAUCUCGUCCUUCACCAUAUAUUGUAUUUGGUCCUCCAGGAACUGGCAAAACUUUUACCAUAGUAGAAGCCAUUAAACAAAUAUGGAAAACCAAGCCUCAGACUCACAUUUUAGCAUGCACACCAUCAAACAGCGCUGCUGACCUGAUAGCUGAACGUUUACUGGAACACAUUCCUCCACGAGAUAUACUCAGAUUAAAUGCAGCAUCUAGGAAUUAUAGUACCAUUCCUGAAAAAGUUAAGCCUGUUUGUAACUAUAGUGCAGCCACUAGACAGUUUGUAUACGAGACCAAAGAAGAUGUUAUGAAAUACAGGAUAAUUAUUUCUACCUUAGUGACUGCUGGCAGGUUAUCCUCAGCUAAUUUUCCCACAGGACAUUUCAGUCAUGUGAUUGUAGAUGAGGCAGGACAUGCUGUAGAACCAGAACUUUUGAUUGGUGUAGCUGGCAUCCUUAAUAUUGACCCCCAUAUCCCUGGUGGGUGUGGACAGUUAGUAUUAGCCGGAGAUCCUAAGCAGUUAGGACCAAUCCUUAGAUCACCAUUUGCUAUAAAAUAUGGAUUAGAUAAAUCUUUGUUAGAGCGUUACAUGUUAGACCAAAAGGUAUAUGCCAAACCAUAUGAUGAGAGAAUUAUUACUAAACUUCUUAACAACUAUAGAUCUCAUCCUGACAUUCUAUACCUACCAAAUAAAUUGUUUUAUGAUCAAGAGCUAGUAGUAAUGGCUGAUCAGAUGAUGAGGGAAAGCCUUUGUGAUUGGGAGAAACUCCCUUGUAAAGGUUUUCCUAUCAUAUUUCAUGGAGUUAUUGGUCAGGACAUGAGAGAAGAAAGAAGUCCUUCAUUUUUCAAUGCUGAAGAAGUUUCUAUUGUUCAUAGUUAUGUCAACAGUUUGUUGAAGGAAAAGAAAAGAGGAUUGAAGAUAAAUCCAAAGGAUAUUGGCAUUAUUUCCCCUUACAGAAAGCAGGUACAAAAAUUACAGCAAUUAAUGAGAGCAAAUAAAUGGGGAGAUUUACAGAUAGGGUCAGUAGAGGAAUUCCAGGGACAGGAGAGGAAAAUUAUCAUAGUAUCUACUGUCAGGAGUAACCCAGAAUAUCUUUCUCUAGACAUGGACUUUAAACUAGGAUUUCUCAAAAAUCCAAAGAGGUUCAAUGUGACCUUGACCCGAGCUAAAGCAUUGUUGAUAGUGGUUGGAAACCCUGUCACUUUGUCACAUGAUAAAUACUGGAAACAAUUUAUUCAGUACUGCCAGGAAAACAAAGCCUAUGUAGGUGUAGAUUUUGAAGAUGAAGAAACCAUGGUGGAGGACAUUAUAGAAAGAUUAAGUGCCUUAGGUCUCUCUGAUUCUAUACCUCAAGCCUCAGGACAAGCAGUUAUUGAUGUUGAAGAAUUUAGUAAAUUUAACGACCAGCCAUGGCGUUCUGAUUUGUAGGCUGGAAAUGAGGAAAUCAAUAUGAUUGUUGAAAUUUGAAGAACAGAACAGAUAAGAAAGAAAAAAACAAAUAACACAUGCAAAUGAAUACUACACUCAAAAAUAGACAUGUAUGCAAAUAAGUUAAAAGUUGCAAAUGAAAUUAUGAGAAGAAAAUAGCUAUUUCAAUUAUAUUAUAUAUUUUACAACUGAAAAAUUGGUAAAUCUGCUUUCUUAAUUUUGUAGUUAGUGAUUCUUUUUUUUUAUAUAGGUUUAAUUCAAAUGAUUUGUUUGGUCAAAUUUAUGUACAGUUUUAAAGUUAUGUUAUAAGUUUUAAAGUCACCAAGUGGUAUUAGUAGAACUAGUUCUUCUAAGAUUUGAAAACUAAGUGGUCUUUCAAUGAUGUAGUUCUUUUAUGUUAUUUUUUUAUUUGUUUAGUGCAAAUAAUAUGUGUUAGCAUUUUCCUAGGUGUUAAUUAACUGACUGUAUUUGUAUUUGAGCAAGUUAUGGCUGUGAGCAGGAGACACAUUCCCUGUUGACACACCCAGCCUUGCUCCUUUUGUGAUUCCCUCAGUUUCUGUUUGUUACCUUGAUUUGUCUCUUCGUAAUCGAUUGAAAAGAUUUGAAUAUCUCUAAACAAUUGUCACCUUAAUUUAUGACAAAAUUCUUAGUACAUGAAGUAGUAAAGACUUUAAAAAAAAAAAGCCAAAAAACCUAGUCACUUGAAAAAAGGAAGAACAAAAUUUCACAAAAAUAAGAGAUAUAUAUAUGAAAAACAACUUCGUUAACCUUUCUGUACUGAGG
Messenger RNA from Mytilus californianus (California mussel), 4320 nucleotides. RefSeq names its product putative helicase MOV-10. The coding region runs from base 148 to 3537 and encodes 1129 amino acids. The transcript is spliced from 17 exons. Gene Ontology annotation, molecular function: RNA binding; ATP hydrolysis activity; 5'-3' RNA helicase activity. NCBI's taxonomy places the organism in Eukaryota, Metazoa, Mollusca, Bivalvia, Mytilida, Mytilidae. The record is from RefSeq and is a predicted model, not a curated record.